CCCCGACGAACUGACUUCCGCUCCGCGAAAUGGCGACCUUCGCCCUCGAGGGAUUCCAAGGGCCGGUAGAGGUCACGCUCGCCCCAAACAUCACAAAAGAUCAGCUCCUGGACUUCCCUGCGUUCAAAGUAUGGAGGAAUACGCUUCAGGCGAAUCUCGCGCUUCAGUAUUCAGACCCAAAACACGCAUUCCACAUGGACCCGUACACUCUUCGCUCGAUUGCGAUUCAAUCAGUCGAUUGGUUUGGCAAAAGAAUCGGAUUCCUGAAGCUUAAAGCCGUCAUUCGCAAUCGUGCCGGAAAGGACGAUCCCAAGAAAGAUUUGCCUGGUAUCGCUUUUCUACGCGGCGGCAGCGUCGCGAUGUUGAUGAUCCUGCGACCGAAGGAUUCAAGGGAUGAACGAUUGGUGGUGAUGACAGAGCAACCUCGAGUGCCGGCAGGUAGCCUCGCCUUCUGGGAGAUUCCUGCGGGAAUGCUGGACGACGAGGGAACCUUUAGUGGCGCCGCCGCGAAAGAAAUUUACGAAGAGACGGGAUUCCAGAUUCCGCAAUCAGAGCUGAUAGAUCUCACUGCUUUGGCGCUCCAGCACUCGAAGAUUCCGGAGAACAAGUCCUUGCAGCAGGCUAUGUAUCCUAGUCCUGGAGGCUCCGACGAAUUUAUACCCAUCUUUCUCUGGGAAAAGGAGUUGGACCGGCAGGAGAUCGAGGACCUUCGCGGCAAGCUGAUGGGCACAAGAAGGGAGGGCGAGCUAAUCACUUUGCGUGUAUGCGAUUAUGAAGACCUAUGGCGCGAGGGAGCAAGGGACGCAAAGACGCUGGCAGCCUGGGCUCUGUACGAAGGACUGAAUCGAGCAGGGGUUAUGAUGGAGCUCAGAAAGAAGCCAAGGAAGCAGCCUAGUCAGGAUGGUUUAGACGGAACCAGCCAGGAUUAGGACAGCGAAUCGAGUAUAGUAUAGUAUAUCCUGAAGGGUUUCGGAGCACAAUUGAUCUUGAGCGAAAUGGGAUACCUCGUUGCUUUGUUUGCACCUGUAGGGUCUACCCGACAGGGGGAUCACCUCAAGUGAUAGCCCAGCGACUUGCAAACUAGUUUGGGGAUGCCGGGUCAUGCCAUUGUCCUGGCGCGGUGGCCGCAGGAUCCAAGCAAUGUCAUAAGCUGACGG
Messenger RNA from Trematosphaeria pertusa, 1157 nucleotides. RefSeq lists its product as uncharacterized. Gene Ontology annotation, biological process: ribose phosphate metabolic process; nucleoside phosphate metabolic process. The coding region runs from base 30 to 929 and encodes 299 amino acids. Lineage: Eukaryota; Fungi; Ascomycota; Dothideomycetes; Pleosporales; Trematosphaeriaceae. The transcript has 2 exons. The record is from RefSeq and is a predicted model, not a curated record. Gene Ontology annotation, molecular function: ADP-glucose pyrophosphatase activity; ADP-ribose pyrophosphatase activity.